This is a messenger RNA of Pelodiscus sinensis (Chinese soft-shelled turtle), 928 nucleotides long. It is a transcript of the gene TIPRL, whose product is annotated as TOR signaling pathway regulator. Lineage: Eukaryota; Metazoa; Chordata; Testudines; Trionychidae. Gene Ontology annotation, biological process: TOR signaling. Gene Ontology annotation, cellular component: cytosol. The record is from RefSeq and is a predicted model, not a curated record.
UUGUCCCACACCAGCCGCCGCGAGUUCACCUUCGGGCCUUGGAAACUCAGCGCCGCCCAGACCCACAUCAUGAAAUCUGCCCAGGCCGAGAGAUUAGCUGAAGAAUUGCACAUGCCUUCCCUCCCAGAAAUGAUGUUUGGAGACAACAUUCUCAAAAUUCAGCAUGAUUACGGCUUUGGAAUUGAAUUCACUGCAAUAGAUGCUUUAAAAUGUGUAAAUAAAUAUCAAGGUAUGAUUAAAGUGGCCUGUGCAGAGGAAUGGCAAGAGAGCAGGACUGAGGCUGAACACACGAAAGAGGUUGUUAAACCAUAUGAUUGGACCUAUACGACAGACUACAAAGGAACAUUAUUAGGAGACACUGUAAAGUUAAAAGUUGUUCCUACUACUGAUCACAUAAAUACAGAGAAACUGAAGGCCCGAGAACAGAUCAUGUUUUUUGAAGAAGUUCUGCUUUUUGAAGAUGAGCUUCAUGAUCAUGGAGUUUCAAGUCUGAAUGUAAAAAUAAGAGUCAUGCCUUCCAGCUUCUUUGUAUUGUUGAGGUUUUUCUUGCGAGUUGAUGGUGUACUUAUCAGGAUGAAUGAUACAAGACUUUACCAUGAGGCUGACAAGCCGUACAUGUUACGAGAAUACACAUCUAGAGAAAGCAAAAUUUCAAGCUUAACGCACGUUCCACCCUCCCUGUUCACGGAGCCUAAUGAGAUCUCUCAGUAUUUACCUGUAAAGGAGACUGUUUGUGAGAAGCUAGAAUUCCCAGAGAAGUUGGAUGCUGAGCCUACAGCUUCAUCAGAAAGCACAUGCAUGGAAUCGAAAUAAAUGUGAUUUUAUGUGGACUUGAAGUGGGUGCUCUUCUGGAGAUCGUAUGAUCACUUGACCAUUACCACUGGGGUAGUUUCACUAUUUAUGAAAUAAAGAUAAUAUGUUUGGCUAA